This is a messenger RNA of Recurvomyces mirabilis, 537 nucleotides long. RefSeq lists its product as uncharacterized. Bases 1 to 537 code for a protein of 178 amino acids. NCBI's taxonomy places the organism in Eukaryota, Fungi, Ascomycota, Dothideomycetes, Mycosphaerellales, Teratosphaeriaceae. The transcript is spliced from 2 exons. The record is from RefSeq and is a predicted model, not a curated record.
AUGACCAAGAAAGGCAAAGCCCCUCUGUCCCUCAUGGUCAGGAUCAUAGACACGGCCCCCGAGCUUACUGUGCACGACGGCUUCUUCAAGGUCAUCAUCGGCGUCCUUCGCGAGCACGUCGAGCAGUACAAGCAGGGCUUCGGCUUCGUUGUCAUCGAGCUUCGCAAGGGUACAAUCUGUCUCAUGUUCGAGAACAUUGCCAGCGAUGGUCCUGUCAAGAUCACGGCCUGCGAUACUGACAUGAUCCGGACCGCGACCUCGGGGAGAGAAGUCGAUGAGAGCUACUUCAAGGCGCUGCUGGAGAAGAUCGGCGAGGGCUGCAAGCAGACUCAUAUCAUCCACGACUGUCCAGACUUGUCCACUGGUUGUGGCAUGUCUCGAGCCGCCAAGUUCCAGCAGAAGCAGGUCGAGAAGAACGCCAUGAGGUACCUCACAAAGCAUGCCGAGGCGAAGGUCAUGAAGGAUUUUCUCUGGAUCCACAUCUACAUCCCACCCGGCGAUUAUGCUUGGUCACUGUCCCAGAUAUUGGCUCCUUAA